CGAGAUGCAACCGCGCGUUCUCCGCUCCCGCCCCGCUGACCCCGCCACCCUGGCACGGUUUUCUAUUCGCCCGGGUCGCGGGUGGGAGGCGAGGAACGGCGGGGUUCAGGAGCCUGGCUCCCCGCCAGGGCUGUGGCCUUCGGCCCAGGGGCCACCAGGCGGCCGCGCCUGCGAGGCGGACGGGGAGGACGCCGGCCCCGGCGCAGCUCGGCCAUGGGCUCCCGCAGCUCCCACGCCGCCAGGAUCCCCGACGUGGACAGCAUCCGGCGGGAGACCGGCUUCUCGCAGGCCAGUCUGCUCCGCCUCUACCACCGGUUCCGAGCGCUUGACUGGAAUGAGAAGGGCUACCUCAGCCGCGUGGAUCUGCAGCAGAUCGGGGCGCUGGCCGUGAACCCCCUGGGAGACCGCAUUAUAGACAGCUUCUUCCCUGACGGGAGCCUGCACCUAGACUUCCCAGGCUUUGUCCGAGUCCUGGCUCGCUUUCGACCUGUAGAUGAUGAGGACAACGGAAACCGGGACCCCAAGGAACCCGAGCCCCUCAACAGCAGAAUGAACAAACUUCGCUUUGCAUUCCAGCUCUACGACCUGGAUCGAGAUGGAAAGAUCUCCAGGCAAGAGAUGCUGCAGGUACUCCGGCUGAUGGUUGGGGUACAGGUGACAGAAGAGCAGCUGGAGAGCAUUGCCGACCGCACAGUGCAGGAAGCCGACGAAGAUGGAGAUGGUGCUGUGUCCUUUCUGGAGUUUGCCAAGUCCUUAGAGAAGAUGAACAUCGAGCAGAAAAUGAGCAUCCGGAUCCUGAAGUGACCCCCUUUGUGCCUUUGGGUAGCUUACAUGGACCAGUUCUGCUUGGGAUUCCUCCUCAUGGAGGCCCAGCCCCAGUGAACUGUAUUCUUACUUGUACACUGAGCUCUAACUAGGGCCAAGGAGAAAAGCUUGGAGGGGUGUUUACCAACUCAUUUGAUCUCAGAUCUGUGAAUCAGCCAGAAAAUUUUUGGUUGCAAGUGACUGAAAACCCAAAUCAAAGGGAUUUCAGUUAAAAAAUAAUUUUAUGGGCUCAUGUAUUGAAAAAGUGUGGAAGUAUCCGGAAAACUGGGAAAGUCUGGAAGUGUCUCAAGCACAGCUGAAUCCAAGGACCGAAAUGAUGCUAUCAGGACUGUUAUUCUCUGUUUCUCGUCUCAGCUUUCUUUUGUGUUGUGUUCGUUCUCAGGUGGGCUCUUUCCUUGUAGUGGAGGAUGGCCACCAGCAGCUCCAGGCUUCCAUCCUACUAGCCUAGUAAUGCAGAGGGAAGAGAGUUUCUUGUUCAAUAAUUCCAAGCAAAGAGUCUCAUUAGCCCCCCCUGGAACCUUGUCCUUUCUCCAGGGGAAUGGAACUUUCUAUUUGGCCAGGACUGUGUCAUGUGCUAAAUGCCAGAGCCAGGAAAUAAGGCCUGAGGAGGACUCAAGAUGGGGUAAGGGAUGGUUGCUUAAAGGAAAAUGCAGGGCUAUUAUCAGAAGGGGAAAUGAUGCUGGUCAGGCAAAAUAAGAGAUAUCCAUUAGUGUUAGGUUGACCAAAUGGAGGGAUCCUUGAAGUCUGGCUUCUUAAGUGGGUUUUCACUGAUGAAGGUGGGUAG
Balaenoptera ricei (Rice's whale) is the source of this 1609-nucleotide messenger RNA. It is a transcript of the gene CHP2, whose product is annotated as calcineurin like EF-hand protein 2. The coding region runs from base 214 to 804 and encodes 196 amino acids. NCBI's taxonomy places the organism in Eukaryota, Metazoa, Chordata, Mammalia, Artiodactyla, Balaenopteridae. The record is from RefSeq and is a predicted model, not a curated record. The transcript has 7 exons. Gene Ontology annotation, molecular function: calcium ion binding.